GUAGACAGAUCUAAAAUAUUAGAAGAGAAUCUAAUCUAUAGAACUAUUAGAUAUAGAUCUAUCUAGUGUAGAAUGGCCUCAAAAAUUAUCAGAAAAAUUAUAAGUACCCCUAAAGCACCCAAAGCUGUUGGUCCAUACAGCCAAGCAGUUCAAGUUGACAACACAUUGUAUGUGUCAGGACAAAUAGGUUUCAUCCCUGAAACAAUGGAGCUUGCACCUGGAGGAGCCGUUGGAGAGGCUGAUCAGGCAUUGAAAAAUCUUGGUGCUAUUCUUGAAGCUGCUGGAACUUCUUAUGAAAAUGUUGUCAAGACAACAGUACUCUUACAAAGUAUUAAUGACUUCACUGCUGUGAAUGAGGUUUAUGCUAAAUACUUUCCCAAAAACAAGCCUGCUCGAGCUGCUUACCAAGUGGCUGCACUUCCCAAAGGUGCUAAUGUGGAAAUUGAAGCCAUAGCAAUAGUUGGUGAAAUCCUGGAUUCCUGACUAGCAUCAAAAAGCAAUCUGUAGUUUCAUAAUGAAAAAUAUCAUUUUGAAUUUUAAAAAAGAUGCUCUAUGUAAACAGAUGAAUAGUUAUCAGGCAAGUAAUGAAUUCAGAAUUGAUAGUGUUUGUGUUGAUACUUUAAAAAAAUGUUACAAUUGAAUUUUUUUUUUUGAACAUGAUUGUCAAAUUAUGGAAUGCACUUUUUUUGAUGUCAAAAAAUACUGGGUUAAAAUGCAUUGAUGCCAAUUAAAUUUGACUUUAAGCCCUAGUCAUUUGUACUUUACCCACAAUGUUAAUCCCAUUCUCGUUUGGUAUGUUUUACAUUUUUUUUUUUAUCUUAGAGACAGUAUUACUUAAGAAACAUGUUGAGCGUUUAAUACACUUUUAUUUGUAUAAAAAAAAAAGCCUAUAUCUAUACAAUAUCAUAUAAUUAUACCUUUUGAUGACUGCCUUAAUAUCACAAUUCAACUUAUACAAGUUUGUAACUAAAUUUAAUGUAUUCUCUUGGAUGAAUUCUGUUAGUUUAAACUUAACUUGUGAAUUAGUUCUUUCAACCUUUUUUCUUUUCAUUAUUUAUUUAACUUUAAUUGAAAGAUCUUUUGAAUUGUUCAUUUUGGAAUGCUGAAUGUUUUGUUCUAGAUUGGGACAUUAUAUACUUCCAAUGUGUUUAUUCCAGAUGUAUUCUUGUAUCUAUUAUUCCUGCUUUUUCUUUUUUUGAAGAAAAUUAAAAUCCAAAAACUUAA
This is a messenger RNA of Biomphalaria glabrata, 1224 nucleotides long. Its product is annotated as 2-iminobutanoate/2-iminopropanoate deaminase-like. Gene Ontology annotation, cellular component: cytosol. Gene Ontology annotation, molecular function: deaminase activity. The coding region runs from base 73 to 483 and encodes 136 amino acids. Lineage: Eukaryota; Metazoa; Mollusca; Gastropoda; Planorbidae. The record is from RefSeq and is a predicted model, not a curated record. The transcript has 6 exons.